Molecule: messenger RNA, 703 nt
Organism: Centruroides sculpturatus (bark scorpion)
Lineage: Eukaryota; Metazoa; Arthropoda; Arachnida; Scorpiones; Buthidae
Exons: 4
Coding region: 54-617 (187 amino acids)
Source: RefSeq, a predicted model, not a curated record
UUCAUUGUUUGGCUCUAUUAUUGAAAAGAGUGCGCUUUACAAUUGACUUAAAAAUGUUUUUUGAUUCGUACAAUUAUCAACCCUUGCCUGGGACUUUGGAGGCAAGAUCAGAUGGACGUGCGGGUUUUGUAAAUCCAAAAACUUUGGAUCAUUUUAAAUAUCGCGGCAAGAAAGAGGGCUUGUUGGAGCAGGAUGAACCCGCAAAAAUUAACUUUGGAACAUUCAAUUUGAAAGAUCACAUCAGUCCUGCAUGUAAACAAACAAUGGAUAAGAUUCGGCCAUUUUACAAAAAUUCGUGCGAUCGCUUUAACAGUCAGCGAUUGGUUGAAGAAGAGGACGAUAAUGAAUUAAAUACUGAUAUUAUGGGUCGUCCAACAAAUGUUAAAAUGAUUGAAAACUUAAGGAAAAACGAAAAUUGCAUGGAAAAUGAGAACACCUUCGGAUAUAAUAUUGGACACACCAUUGGAUAUACCAUUGGUUGUGCCAUUAGAGAUACAAAGAAAUUAAAAAAAGCCGGAUCGUUUUUUAAGGCCGUAUGGAAGCCAGUGAAGAGAUCAGCUGAGAAGUUAUGGAGAGGAAUGAAAAAUGGAGAAACUGAAUACAUUCAGUUUGAUUAAUGAUCUCUUUGUCUCCAUCAUUUGAGUCAAGUAUCCAUCUGCUUGAUUUGGUCCGAGUACGUCUCGGGUAAGAGUUUAAUCAGAAU